This is a messenger RNA of Fukomys damarensis (Damara mole-rat), 1137 nucleotides long. RefSeq names its product surfeit locus protein 1. The record is from RefSeq and is a predicted model, not a curated record. Gene Ontology annotation, biological process: mitochondrial respiratory chain complex IV assembly. The coding region runs from base 200 to 1075 and encodes 291 amino acids. The transcript is spliced from 7 exons. Lineage: Eukaryota; Metazoa; Chordata; Mammalia; Rodentia; Bathyergidae. Gene Ontology annotation, cellular component: membrane; mitochondrion.
AAAAAAAGUUAAGUCCUGAGGUAGUGACAUAGUCCUGGUUGAGGGUAGAGCCAGCAGUGAGCACUGGUCUCAUCUGUUCACUCACAAAUGUGUGCUGGGCGCUGGGUGAGCAGCAGGGCUGGACACAGGUGCUGCAGGUUGGCCUGGGAGGGCCAAUUUCUGUUUGCUCACUCUUCCACUACACCUUGGGGCUGCAUGGAUGGAGUUUGAGGAAUUGGUUGCUGAGUGCUGUGUUUUACGGCUUCUGACCACACGGCAGUGCUGUGAAACUUCCUCAGGGAUGGCAUGGAUGCCAAGCAGGUGUGGCAGCUCUGCAGCAGAAGCACCUGCCACAAAGGCAGAUGAUGACUCCUUCCUCCAGUGGUUGCUGCUUCUCAUCCCUGUGACUGCCUUUGGCCUGGGGACGUGGCAGGUCCAGCGUCGAAAACGGAAGCUGAAACUCAUCGCAGAGUUAGAGUCUCGAGUCAUGGCUGAGCCUGUCCCUCUGCCGGCAGACCCAGUGGAGCUGAAUAAUCUGGAGUAUAAGCCAGUGACAGUCCGGGGGCACUUUGACCACUCCAAGGAGCUGUAUAUGAUGCCCCGGACCAUGGUGGACCCUGCGCGAGAGGCCCGGGAGGCUGGCCGCAUCUCCUCCUCAGCUGAGAGUGGGGCCUUUGUAGUCACUCCCUUCCACUGUGAUGACCUGGGGGUCACCAUCCUGGUAAACAGAGGGUUUGUCCCCAGAAAGAAGGUCAAUCCAAAUACCCGGCAGAAAGGCCAGGUUGAGGGAGAAGUGGCCCUGACUGGGGUGGUGAGGCUGACAGAAACCAGGAAGCCCUUUGUCCCUGAGAACAACCCAGAAAGGAACCACUGGCAUUACCGGGACCUGGAGGCCAUGUCCAGGACCACAGGCGCAGACCCCAUUUUCAUCGAUGCUGAUUUCAAAAGCACCAUCCCUGGAGGACCCAUUGGAGGGCAAACUAGAGUCACCCUGAGGAACGAGCACAUGCAGUACAUCAUUACCUGGUAUGGGCUGUGUGCAGCCACAUCGUACCUAUGGUUUAAGAAGUUUCUACACCGGACGCCUGGCAUGUGACAGGGUCGUUAUAGCCGUGCCCCUAUUUAAAAAGCUCACUUUUGAAAUAAAAACUUCAGUCU